This is a messenger RNA of Electrophorus electricus (electric eel), 1356 nucleotides long. Lineage: Eukaryota; Metazoa; Chordata; Actinopteri; Gymnotiformes; Gymnotidae. The record is from RefSeq and is a predicted model, not a curated record.
UCUACAUCUACAUCAGAGCCAACAACUACAUCAUUGUCAUCUUCCAUGGCAUCCACAUCAGAGACAAGCACUUCUUCCACAAAAAUAACGACUCCAACCACAUUUACCACUUCUACUGCAUCCAUGCAAGAGACGAGUAGUGGAUCUACAGAAACAUCUCCAGAUACUUUGUCACCCAAAAGUACAUCCACUCCAUAUUUAACCACUUUAUCUACACCAGCAGCAACAACAAAUACUCUGACCACUGUGACAUCACCUACAUCACAGACUACAAAUUUGUCCUCACCAACGUCAGAAAGUUUGACUGCAUCUAUCGCUGAGCCAACAACUACAUCGUUGUCAUCUUCCACCGCAUCCACAUCAGAGACAAGCACUGCAUCCACACAAAUAACGACUCCAACCACAUUGACCACUUCUACUGCAUCCACGCAAGAGACCAGCAGUGGAUCUACAGAAACAUCACCAGAUACUCUGUCACCUAAAAGUACAUCCACUCCAUAUUCAACCACUUUAUCUACACCUGCAGCAAGAGCAACUACUCUGACUACUGUGACAUCACCUACAUCAGAGACUACAAAUUUAUCCUCACCAACAUCAGAAAGUUUGUCUACAUCUACAUCAGAGCCAACAACUACAUCAUUCUCAUCUUCCACCACAUCCAAAUCAGUGACAAGUACGGCAUCCACACAAAUGAUGACUCCAACCACAUUUACCACUGCUACUGCAUCCACGCAAGAGACGAGCAGUGGUUCUACAGAAACAUCUACAGAUACUCUGACAUCUAAAAGUACAUCCAAUCCAUAUUCAACCACUGCAUCUACACCAGCAACAACAGCAACUACUCUGAUCUCUUACAUCCACUCCAUAUUCAACCACUUUAUCUACACCCGCAGCAACAGCAACUACUCGGACCACUGUGACAUCACCUACAUCAGGGACUACAAAUUUGUCCUCACCAACUACAUCCAAACCAUAUUCAACCACUGCAUCUACACCAGCAACAACAGCAACUACUCUGAUCUCUGUUACAUCACCUACAUCAGUGACUACAAAUUUGUCCUCACCAAUAUCAGAAAGUUUGUCUACAUCUACUACAGAGCCAACAACUACAUCAUUGUCAUCUUCCACCACAUCCACAAAAACUACAAAUUUGUCCUCACCAACAUCAGAAAGUUUGACUGCAUCUACAUCAGAGCCAACAACUACAUCAUUCUCAUCUUCCACCACAUCCACAUCAGUGACAAGUACGGCAUCAACACAAAUGAUGACUCCCACCACAUUUACCACUGCUACUGCAUCCACGCAAGAGACGAGCAUUGGUUCCACAGAAACAUCUACAGAUACUCUGACAUCUAA